Molecule: messenger RNA, 2776 nt
Organism: Chelonoidis abingdonii (Abingdon island giant tortoise)
Lineage: Eukaryota; Metazoa; Chordata; Testudines; Testudinidae
Source: RefSeq, a predicted model, not a curated record
CGGCCUCUGCACAGGGGAUCUGGCUGCAGUAUCACAGCAUAGCCAGCGCUUGAGAGAUUUAAAGUCCCAGCUCCUGGAGUCAGGGAUAAUGACACUCAGCCACCUCUGUGAUGGGCUUGACGAUUUAUGGCUUGGAAGCACUGCAUAGGUGGCAAGGAAUUCUUCUAACACGCACUGGCACAAUCCCCCACAGACAGCAGGCAGAGGUUCGGGCCACGGUGCUGAGUUCGAGCGCUGCUGCUAACUCAUGGAGGCGAUCACCAUGAAUACAGCUGUGGAUGCACACCAGAGCAUGAGGAAAACACCUGCUGGCCAGUCGCCGGGGAAACCGUCACGAGGUAGAGUCCGGAGUCGCUGUGGCUAGGAGCGAGCAGCCCGUGGUGCGCCAGGGCCGCUCAGUGUCCACAUCAGCGCCGGCUUCCUGGGGCACGUCUCCCGGGCCGGCUCAGUCCCAGCAGGCGCCGAGUCUGAGCUUUGAACUCUCCUCUGCCUGCCCAGCUGAUAAAGCAGCGGCUGGGAGCGCGCGGCGGAGUUGCCGACGGACAGGCAGGAGCGUGGCCGGGGGACCAGGACACCGUGGCCGAUGGAGCCCCGGCUCAGCGGAGUGGACACUGCGCUGGGCGAGGCGGCAGAGCCCUGCCUGGCUGACCCUGCCGCCAGCUCUGGGAAACUCAAGAGCAAGAAGAAGAUGCUGGAGCCGAAGAAGUGGCAGAGCCUGGAGGAGACAGGGAGCGAUGCCCCCCAGCCAAGGAGGCAUCCCAGCCUCUCCAGGAGUGAUGCCAUGAGCAAUGGGCCCAUCACCCGCUGGCCCCCUCUCGCCCCGCAGGUGGUGAUCCCCGUCUCCUCCAUCGCCAUCCUCAAGAAGGCCAACACGGCGCUGCUGGUGCCCAACGCCCUCAGCAUUCGGACCGCGGAGGGCGAGAAGUUUCUCUUUGUCUCAAUGAGGACUCGGGAGGCCACGUACCAGCUGCUGCGAUCGGUCUGCAAACACCUGCAGGACAGGAGCACCAGCAGCAGCCCCCCGGCCUCGCCCGCCAACACCAUCUCCGAGCUCUGCAAAAAGUCUCUGACCUCGAGCCAGUCGGACCUGGAGCUGAACCCCCCCGAGUCUGAUGGCCUCCUGGACCAGCAAGACGGGCUGGGCCCAAAGCAGAGCAGAGAGGAUGAGGGCGAGGCGACAGCAGCGCUGAGCAAAGGGGGUGUGUGGCCAGGCAGGCAGACGAAGAAGAAGCCCAGGGGCUGGUGGGCACAACUGAGCACCCUCAACGUCGUCAUCCUCAUCUACCUGCUGCUGGUGGUGGUGCUGCUGCUGUCCUCGGGGUACAUCGGCCUGAGGAUCGUGGCACUGGAGCAGCAGCUGAUGUCAAUGGGGGCUUGGCCGGAGCCUGACCUACACCAAUACAAGACGACCUGAAAGCAGGGCGGAGUCAGGCUGCACUCAGCACCGGAGCCUCAUGCCCGAAGGCCCAGGCUUGCUGCUGGCAGAUGCUGCCCCUGCCAAACGGACUGGAAUCCCGUGGCCACUCCUCAGCUCUCCCCCUCGUCCUGAGCCGCGUCUUGCCCUCAGCAGAGCUGGGGCUGAUUUUUAAGGCGACCAGGGGAGGGAAACAAAGCGACAAGACCUGGCCCAGGACCAGCUCCUGGCUGAUGAAAUGCAGACAGAGCAGUGCUGGUGCCGAUGCAGGGGUCAAGCUGAACUUCUCCUUCUGAGCGGUUGGGCACUUAAACCGUGUGCCUUAAAGAGCCCCUGUGCUGCGUGUUAAUAGCGCACCAGCUUUCCCUUGGUGACCUGCAGAAGACCCGAUGCAGCUGGCCUGUUGCUCUCAGGAUUCCUGCUCAGCCGCAGGGUUUGCAACCUCAGCUGUAAUGGACGCAGGGCCUGACCGCACUGAGCAAGCAACUUUUACGCAAACUUCAGCUGAGGCAGCAAAACCUGGAUGGGCUCAUUCCAGAUGCCGUGUCCUUGUGCCAAGGAAAUGAACGUUUUCACCUUCCGCCCUCGGCCACUGGAGACCGUGAGACUAUUCAGCCGGGCCGGGCGGGGAGCAUCGCUGCCUCACUCUCACAGCAGCUGUGCAGUGGGAGCUGGCCUCCCGGGCCCAGACGCAAGGCACAAGCCUCCUGCUGACCUCCCCCGGGUGUUUCACUCCUCCAGCACUGAGCAUCACCCCCUGCUGCUGUCUGAGCCCUCCUGGGGGGAGAUGUGCUGCCUGGGCUCCAGCGGGGCUCCCUGCGGGCACGAGCUGCUGUGGGAGGCAGCUGCUGUCAGCCUCCCGGGGUGCCAGCCAGGCCUGGAAUGCACCUCUGCCCACCCGUGGGAGAUGGGGUUGCUAGGUCCCCUAGGGGUUUGCGGGUCCCCUAGCACCGCUGGUCGCACUGCUGGGAGGACUGUGGUAGAGCUUGGGCUGCGGGUUCUGGUCAGUUACAGGCAGGGGGCUGGGGCAGAGCACUGAACCGGUGGGUACAGCCCCUGGCCCGUUCCUCGAGGAACCAAGCCCAGUGCCCCGGUGCCCAGAUGGCACAUAGAGCAGAACAAGGGCCCAGACCAACGCGCUGGCGCCAACCGCCCCAGGCUGGGAUGAGCCUCCAGCUUGGCCUCAGGCCCUGUGCUCCAUGGGCCAGACGAGCCGGCCCCUCCCCUGCUCUCCAUUCAGCUGGUGCUGCAGGCCAGCGCUCAAAUGGUGCCAGGGGAGAGGCUGGGGCAGCACCGCAGGGCCGUGCCCCAGGCUGGGCAAUGCCAGACGCUCACCUGUGUCAUCCCCCCCAGGGCCAUGAG